UUUAAAUAAUCAGCAGAGACAAAGAAUCAGAAUGAUUGCUAGAAAUUUAAGACGUGUAGCUGACAAUUUGAACAGCAGAAGAAUACGUGCAUUGUCAGAAGCUGAACGUGAAAAUCAGCUUCAAGGUUUAAAUGAAGAUGAAAGUAGAGUUAUGAGAAAUAUUUAUUCUGAUGGCUUUAGUGUUUCCAGAGCUGUUGAACAUUUGAGUAACUGUUUAACGUUUCGCACAAUGCGAGCUGCGCUGCAAUUCGUCUCGCGCACUGGACAAACCAUUACUGAAGAAUUAGCUAUGGCAUGUGAAUUAACCACUUCUCUUGUACGACGUUUCUGGUCACAAAAUAGAACUUUUUCCAAUGCAAUAGUAGAAGUAAUAGAUGACUUUAUUGCAGAGCGACUAGACUUGGCUUUGUGUCAAGCAAGUAAUAUUGCAAAUUCAAGAUAGGAUAAAGCAUUGGAGAAUUGAAGAUCGUUCAGCAAUUCCCAGCAGUCCAUCCCUGGAAGCUGUUGCCCAGUUCCUGCUCCUGACUGGACAUGACUGCUUGGCAAAGUACCUCCAUUGCAUUAGAAUCUUUUCGAACCAUGGCUGUCCUCUCUGUAAUUCAGCAAAACUAGUGAAUAGAGACCACUUCCGUCAAUGUCUGUCAUUUCUUGGAAACUCUGAAAUAUUGCUUUACUGGUGUAUUAGAGAACUUUUGAGGCAAUGACUUGGUCACUUUUAAUGUUCUUUUGUAUUUGCCUUGUCAUUAGUAAUAAUUUUUUUUUUUUUUUUUUUUUUGGUUAGUGAUCUGGAGAUUAGAUCAUUUCAGACUUUGUACUGCAAUACUGUAAAUUUUGUUAUUGGAAAUUAUCCAUAAAUAAAAUCAUGAAAACAAAAGCGACAAACAUACAAUAUUUUACAACUUUUCCCCAGCAUGCAAUUUUCUGUUGCUAAAGGACAUUAUGAUUGUAAACAUAUAAAUUUUAUCACAUGUGCAUAAUGCUUUUACAUUUCAAAAUUAAUUUUCAAACUGCACAAAGUAAUGUGUUUCACUGAAAUGAUCUGUAGAAAUAUUACAGUUACAUCUGUUUGAAGUAUUUAUACUGUUGAUAACAAGUGAGCAAUUUUCAGAACAUGAUGACAGUUUAUUUUUGUCAAAAUGUUUUACAUAAUUUCUCUAUAACAUUUUAUUUUAUAAAACUUUUAAAGCCUUUCAAUUUUUAGAUUUGUUAAUACAAUUAAUCAAAACACA
Messenger RNA from Stegodyphus dumicola, 1229 nucleotides. RefSeq lists its product as uncharacterized. The record is from RefSeq and is a predicted model, not a curated record. NCBI's taxonomy places the organism in Eukaryota, Metazoa, Arthropoda, Arachnida, Araneae, Eresidae.